Rhincodon typus (whale shark) is the source of this 11928-nucleotide messenger RNA. Its product is annotated as mesoderm induction early response protein 2-like. Lineage: Eukaryota; Metazoa; Chordata; Chondrichthyes; Orectolobiformes; Rhincodontidae. The coding region runs from base 93 to 1685 and encodes 530 amino acids. Gene Ontology annotation, cellular component: nucleoplasm. The transcript is spliced from 12 exons. The record is from RefSeq and is a predicted model, not a curated record. Gene Ontology annotation, biological process: negative regulation of transcription by RNA polymerase II. Gene Ontology annotation, molecular function: histone deacetylase binding; transcription corepressor activity.
CUGUUGGUAGACAGAGUCCACGUGUGGUGUUAUAUCGAACACAGGAUCUAUGUUCCUUAGAAAACAGGCUUCAGUCUGGAGGAGCUGGCUCAAUGGGCUCAGCAGAUCACAGAUUCAAUUUGGCCGAUAUCCUGUCUCACAAUUACCCAUCUCAGGAAGAGGAGGAAACGCCUGAGGCCGAUAAAUCAUUUGAGGAUCUGGAAAGGGAAAGUGAUGUGCCUUUCGAAGAACUUCUAGCACUUUAUGGUUAUGAAGCAUCCGAUCCAAUCUCCGAGCAUGAAAGUGAGGGCAGCUCACCUAGUGAGCUUGCUGAUAACUUGCCAGAUAUGACUCUGGAUAAGGAGCAAAUAGCUAAAGAUCUUCUUUCUGGAGAAGAGGAGGAAGAAACCCAGUCUUCAGCUGAUGAUUUAACUCCAUCUGUCACUUCCCAUGAGGCAUCUGAUCUUUUUCCCCACCCUCUGAGAUCUAAUUCUAUUGAGGAUGAUAAGGAACUGUCAUUAUCAGAUGAGGAUUCUGAAGAAGAUGAUUCAAUUUUAUCAAAUGACUGUAAAAAGGAGAUUAUGGUUGGACCUCAGUAUCAAGCCCCUAUUCCACCAUUUAUUGGCCGAUAUAGACAAAAUGAAAAAGUUUAUGACAAUGAGGAUCAGUUGCUUUGGGAUCCCUAUGUUCUUCCGGAAAGACAAGUUGAAGAGUUUCUAUACAAAGCGGUAAAGAGAACAAGAGAUGAGAAAACCAAUGAGAGCUUGCCUGAAGGAGUACUCAUUAAAGAUAGUGAGCAGGCCUUGUAUGAACUUGUAAAAUGUAACUUCAAUGCAGAGGAAGCCCUCAGAAGACUAAGAUUUAAUGUCAAAGUAGUGCAAGAUGAACUGUGUGCAUGGAGUGAAGAGGAAUGCAGAAAUUUUGAACAUGGACUUCGGGUUCAUGGCAAAAAUUUCCAUCUUAUACAAGCAAAUAAGGUAAGAACACGUUCCGUUGGUGAAUGCGUUGCAUAUUAUUACAUGUGGAAGAAAUCUGAACGUUACGAUUAUUUUGCUCAACAAACAAAAUUUGGAAAGAAGAAGUACAGUCUUCACCCAGGUGUCCUAGAUUACAUGGACCAGGAGUUGGAUGGCAUUGAAGGUGAGAGUUGCAGCCAAACUCCAAACUCGCCACCCAUCUCCUCCACUACCAGCAGACUGGACUCUGAACAAGAUCCACUACUCAUCCAGAACUCAGAACAGCAAGAUGUCGAAAUUGCAGUUUGCACCAUGAGUGGUAACAGCCAGAUGUUUGAGUACUGCAGUUCUCCAGUGAACCAAUCUGAAACUAGUUGUUCGCUGGAGCCCAUCUGUGACCAAGGAAGAGUUACACCCACUCACGACUGUGAUACUGUUACCUUAAGUCAAGCAGAAUCGGGGUUUUUCCAGCUGGAACUGGAUCAAGUCAUUUUGGAUAGACCAGCAUUGGAGAUGUCCACAAAAAAAUUGAAGAUGGAUUUCUCUCUGCCGAAAACAUUCAAUCCCGGGCUGCCUGAUAACCCUGGCAGUGUGGAUUUUGAAAACCACACUUCACACAUUGCUCAGGCAAAAAUGGCUGUUGCUGUGACGGAUUUUGGAAGUAUUGAUGUUGGAGAUGUGAACAGCUUGCUCAGUGCUCACACAUUGCACCACCCUGCAACUAUUCAUUCGGAAUCGUUAUCUCAGUGAGAGCUAGGCGUCUCGCAGAAUAUUUUAUUUAUAUUUUACUUUAAAAGUUACUGGAAAUCUAAUUUUUGACAUGACAUCAGUGAUGUCUUCUAUUUAUUUACAGUGUGUAUUUGUUUCUUGAGAGGAAAGAACCAUUUAUUUUUGGGCCCAGAUACAUGGAUAGGAUCUGACCCUUUUUGGAUGGUACAUGGAGAGGUAUUUUUCCUCACACUUUACAGAGCAACCUUUUUCACCUAUUCAGUUUUGUACUCGUCUUGUCUGUGAAAUUGGAUUCAUAACAAUAUCACCUGCAAGUCUCAUUCAUGACAUUUAUUCUAGUCAUAGACAUGAUCAUUUUUUUAAUUGUGCACAACGUUUAAAAUCCAACUCCAGUCAUUUCCUGCAUCUCUAAGAAGCUAAUCAGUGUUCUUUUUAGACAAGGGUGUGUGUGCAUUUUGUGUGUGACCGAUUUCUAAUUAUAUCUUUGAUUAAACCAAACCACCUUAUUGGUGAAAGAAGCUACUUUCAUGACUAAGAAAGAUAAACAUGGAAAAGCUAAGUUCAUAUAAGGUUUGGGAAAACAUGAACUAUUCAAUUUAAUGAAACCCUAUUUCAUAUCAGCUGUUUAUCUGUCCCCGUUUUGGAUCCAACAACUAAAGGUGCACCAACCUUGAACUAUUUUGAACUGAUACAAAAUAAUGAUUUGGGUGCCAGGAGAGGGCACAUAUUAUCCAAUCACUAGAACAAGACUAGUACUAGGGAUUGUUGAAACUGGGUCCCAGGGACUCCUUAUACCAAAAUGUGUGGCAGUGGCUGUGUUGAAUUAAUGCCACAAGAUGAUGGUUUGUGGUAAAUAUUUUGCUGUACAUCUAGUGUUAAUGGAAGGGUACUGCAUGGACCAGAAGGGAUUUGUAUUUCCAUGAACGUAAGGAUUGUAGAAAUUUGGAAUUUCUUUUACACACCACCCCCUCCCCUUACAACUCCCCCAAAUAAAGUUCGAAUAUCUUUCAAUAGCUGACAUUCACCAGCUUCUUUCUAAAAAGCAAUUUAGAAACUAAAUAUCCAAGCCAUGGUCCAAUUGGAAUUCAUUCACUGCUUUAUCCAUCUUGCUGCUGGCUGGUUAAUUGGUCAUUAAGUUAAAUGCUUAGAAUGGUUUCAUUUUUGGAAACAUGUUUGGUUUGUCACAGAUUCUGAUCCUAACUAUCUAUGGGACUAGAAUGCUAGAAUGAAACGGUGAUUAACCCAAUAUGUUUUGUGAUUGAAAACCUUUUCCAUGCAAUAAAAUUGAAACAGGUUUCUGCACUAUCUUUUGUUAAGCAUUGCCAUGUAGUGAAGCGAUUUUUCCAUGCGCUACAGUUGAGUUGCAACUUACGUAGACAGUGACGUAAAAACGUUUGGGUUUUGGGGGGCUGCUGUACCUUUGCCUCUAGGAUUUUUUAAUAAUGUAACAUUUAAUAAAACAAAAUUUUAACUAUCUUGCACUGAAAAGAUUCUGUGCACUCAAACAUUGCUAGUUUUCUCUUGUACUAUAUCAGCGUUACUUUAAAAACAAUCCUGUAUGUUCAUUAAGCAAGCUGCAGGCGAUUGCACAUUUGAGUUAAAGCCAUUUGAGUUACAUUUUGUUUGAAAUAUUGCUGAAAAUCUUAGUUGACAUAAGAUCACUUGGCCAUCCAGCCAAGCUAAAGACUUGUCACCUUAAACUGUUGCACACUUUGUCUUACUUAUGUUGCACCAAUGGCCCCACCUAAUGUUAAAAGAACUAAUAGUAUGUUGUCAUUUACUAUUCAAUAUUUUUAAAUAACCCAUAAGAGUCACCCUGUACCUCAUUUUGCAUACAACUCACCAAGUGGUCAAAAUAAGAAUUUUUUAACAUUUGUGGCAGUUUCCUUAUCAGAAAGUGCUUUAUUCCAAUUCACUUAUUAUUUUUUUAAAUACUGUACAUCCCUGAACAUUCAGAACUAUUUAUUAUUCAGUCUAACUUAGUUUGAAUGUCAGUAGCCUUUAUUCUUUUGUCACAGUCAUGUGCUGGCAGUCUGAGGACUGUAACAAUAAAUGCAUGCAGUAAAGCUUAGAUCCUUGAAUGAAGAAAUUUUCUUUUGGUUUAAUAGUGCCAAUCCCUGGCUGAGUUGUGGCAAUAUGUCCAGUCAGCAUUCAAACUCCAUUCUAGAUCUAAAGCUCAUAACUGGACUGCAACGUCAGUAUGAUAUUGAGGCAGUGUUGUGUUGCUGAAAUGGCCAUAUUCCUGUUGAAAAAUUAAACCAUUCAGAUGUACGUAAAGGGUCCCAUUGAAAUUAUUUCAAAAAUAGCAUUUGAGUUGUUCCAGUGACCUGGCCAGUGUUUGUCACUAUAGUAAAUUAUCAGGCCAUUAAUACUUUUCGGAAGUAACAAUGCUAUGAUUUGUUAGGGAGAAGAAUGAAAAUUCUAUUGUCUGACCUACCAGUGAUAGGUUCUGCCUUAGUUCAUCUCCUUUCCUGAGUAAACACCAAAGUUCACUGCCUUGAAAUUGUGAUUCACUUUAAAUUUUAAUAAAUAUUUAAGUAGUUCAAGUUGUACAGUCUCAUUUGCAAUAUAAUGUACAAUUAAGUUACUCCCUGCUCCAAAACAAGAGCUGUUUGAGUUCUUAAAAUUUAGAUUUUGCAAUGAAGUAAAAAUUGUAUAUUUGUGCUGUUAUUUUACAGCAGGCUCCUUUGUUUUACUUUUUAUUUAAAUCAACUAUUAAUUGAAAUCCUGGUCUAACACUGAGGAGGCACAGACCUGCAUGAAACCCUCUAUCAUGUCUAUGGCAGAGUACUUGACAAACCUUUGCAUUUUUAUUGUUACUUUUCUUAAUUGUGUUCCAGGGAGCAUGUUAUAAUUCCAGGACAAUUGUUCCCACACAAACUAUGCAUUCUGCCAUUAAAGGCAAACAUUUAUAGCUCCGAGCACCAUAAAAGCCAAUCUGAUGAGACAAAAUUUGAGAAAAUAAAUUUGUUGCAUUUAUUGUGUAAGAGAAAUUCAUGUUGUGAGCUCUGUGUGAACGAGUAUUAAAAGAUGUUUUAACACAAAUCUUGAAUCCCCCUCGAGAGUCCCACUAUAUUUAUUGGGAAGAGGUCCUUUAAUUUCUAGGAGCAUAAAUUAAACUAAACCAAAGUUCUGCUGUUGCUUAGAAAAGUACUUUGAUAAAAUCCUCUUGCAGGAAUGAAAAAAACCGAGAUUGACCGUAACGACAAACAAGUUUUGUAGGAAAGUUCUUUAAAUGUUAAGUUGUGCUGCAGUUUAAUAUGUCUGAAAUGGUCACUUCUGUGGCCAUUGUAAUCUUUGAUGCCUGUAUAAAAUACAAAGAGUAUAGAAUUGGAAUGUUCUCAGGGUCAUUCUUUUUUAUUGUAUUGGACAAGUUUUCUGUAAUUGUUAGAAAUGUCCAUAUUCUAACAACCACUUAUUUCAAACAGUAUUCUAAUGAAUUCAAACUUGCAUUGUUACUACAUAGAUGAGUUGUGACAUCUGUAAAAAUAUGGUAUGGGAAUAAGGAUAAGGCAAACCAAAAAUUCUGAAGUGUUGAUAUGCAAACAUGCAUAAUGUUCAACAAUGUCCAAAUUUACCACUCGCUGGCACAUUGAAACUUUAAAAGUGCCCCAGGGCCUAUAGCGGGCAGCUUGUGCUUCACGCCUGUAAUGGAGUCUCUGUCCUAAAAAGCAGCAUUUGCUGUUGGAAUGAAACUUGAUAUUUUCUGAAUGACCUGAUUCCUCUGUGACUUUUUAUUUUUCACUUCUGUGCCAGCAUCUGAGUAGUGUUCUUCUACUAUCUAUAAACUUGUGCUCCUUAAAGAAUGGAUGUGAUCUAACACUUGACAUCUGUGGAAAGUUUAUGGUAUAUUGUCUUUGUAUUUUACCAUCUGUGAAGUACGCCUGUUGUCUCUUUGGCAUGAAAUUCCUCUUUUUAGCCAGAUUCUGCAGGAUCUCUGCUCCCUGUAUUUGAGUAUUCAGCAGCAAAUCACAGGGAGGUGCAUUGUUGAAAUGUGAAAUCUCAUUUUAAGGUCAUUAAUUACAUAGAAAUGCAGAAUUUUUUUGUUGCAGUUGUUUGUAAGUUUGGGACGAUAAUGUUUCUAGCUGCCAAAGUAUUGGAAUUUUAUUUCCCAUCCAGGAAGAGCCACUGGGCACACAAACCUAACCAUUCUUCUGAUUAAUGAUUAGAACUGACUGAGGAAAAAUCAUAAAUUUAAUAAAUGGGCCCCUUCUGCAUACUUUUCUAAUUUACAUAAUAUUUAAAACUGACUGAUCUGACUUUGUCACUUACUUUCCCUAUUCGUUAUUUUCAGAGCUGCUUUAAAAUUGAUGGAAUUGAAACGGUGGUGCAGCUCCAAGGAAAAUUAUUGUAUUAAAAGAUUUAUCUCUAUUGAUAGAUGAUGGUUGUUUUAUGUUUCUUACCAUUUUACCUUUGCAUUAUUUACUCAUUCACUCUAUGUACACAUUCCUGUGAUUUUUUUUUUUGCUUUGUUAUUUGCUCUUAUUUUCUACUUGUGCCAUGGACUUCCCAUCUGCAUCUCUUUAAACCUGUCAUAUGGUUAUGGCAAAAACGUCUGGCUCCCCCAAAGAUUUUAUGUUUUUUUUAAAUGAAUCUUCUAGCACGAUGGCCAAAUGGCAACUGUUAUUUUUGUCCAACCUAAUUUAUUGCUUGGAGGUUGUGGAGUGAGACAAAUAAUUCAGAGCAGGGAGUGAACAUGUUUGCAUCUUAAUUGCAUCGUAACCAACAGUAAGUUAUUUCCUUUUAUUGUGGAGCUGCAAUCAUAAUCACAUCAUUAAGUCCAUAAUAUCAGUUAAAUAGCAACAAAUCUGACUAACUUUGGAAGAAAAGUACUACAAAUGGUCAAUUCCAUACAGCCAGCUGAGGUGUUGAACCAUUCAGUUCAGAAUCAUUCAGGGGAGACAAUUGGGCAGAAUUACGAAAAAAAAAAGUUAAUAGAUUUGAGUUUGAUUGGCUUAAUUGUAUGCAAGCUUUGCCAAGUUUGUAUUUCUGAAACUGACCAUGGAUAUUUACAGUUUCCACAAACUUCAAAUACUCUAUGUAAAAAGAAAAAAAACAACAAAUUCAUUAAUAAAGUUGUAGGUAUUCAUGCAAUGGCUAGAAGCAGCAAUAACUCACAGCCCAUGGUGUAUUUUAUUGAGAGAAAAUGGAAACUUUAUUCUUGUUCUGUGUAGUAUAGCCUAAACAAAUAACAGAUGUAUUUUUGUGAGAAUAUUCUACAGGAAGGUAGACUUCCAAUGCAAUAUAACCCUUUAAUAUUGUGACAUUGAAACAGUUUCUAAUGGCAAAAUAACUGGGUAUUUGGUUGGUUGCUGCAUCAUAUCUGCCUUGCUCUAUUAUAUAGCAACUGAUCCUCCUUGUCAUUAAUAGACUGAAUUAUAAGAUUAGAAAUUAACAUAGUAUCUGUGCAUUUUCAAUUAUGUAUUUUAAUUCAUGCAAGCCACUAAUUAUUUGUGAAUGACAUUUAAUCCCUUCACUGGUCUGAUGAAUAUUAUUAAACAUAACACCAGCCUAAGUAUAUCUUGUUCAAACUAAAAUUGGUUUUAAACCUGUGAAGAGACCAGUGUUUUCUAAAUUUCAGUCUGUGUAUUUGUAUAGUCAGAAUUCAGAUGGAUUAAAUAGAAGUUGUUCAUCAGUUCAAUAGCCGAAAACAAGGAUGUUCAUACUGUUAACAAUGGGCAUUAUGAACAGCAACCAAUUAGCUUAGUUGCAAAGAUCUUACCCUCAGGUGUUUGAAUCCCAGUGGCUGAUGAUCCAACUCCCCAUACCUAUUUUACUUAGGAUCUCAGGGGAGAAUCAGCCAGGGAGGGAACUAGGAAUUUGGAGUCAGGUGUGCAGUUCAGGAUGUUAGAAGGGGGUGCGCUUCAGAAAAAUGAGGUGUCGGCUGAUAUUUUCCUUUUCAAAGCAUCUUGGGCAGUUCUUGUACUGUAGCCAGGAAGACAUGGAGAAGUCAUGUAUGUUGCAAAGCAUGUGGUGCAUUGUAAAAUGUGCACUUACUCUAUAUUUAUAUUAAUUGAAACAAAAGUGCUGUGUAAUGAAAGAAACUGUAAUAAGUGUGUUUUAAAAGAGAAAAAAUCUGUCCUGCUGCUGCUACUGUAUCAUCCUCUGUUAUUUUGUCUUGAUGUGAAAUCCCUUUGCUAUCUCUCCUUAAUACUUCAUCAUUGGUUGUCAAAAAAAAAACUGACUCCACAAGAUGAGCACAAACUGAACCCAAAAUCCACCCAAUCUUGCAAUUUUUGCUUUGGUUUUACAAAGGGAAGCUGAAUUCCUAUGUUCUGACAAUUUUUCAAUUGUACUUUUGAUUUAUAUGUGUGUAGAAAUUUUCAAUGUUUUAAAAUUUCAGACGUUGGAAACAGUCUUUAGCAUUUGGUCCAACUCCGUAUAAAAGGACUAAAGCUCGAAAUGGAGUUUUUGGGGAGGACUGCAUUUGAGAUAAUCGGUAUCAAAACUUGUUCUGCCCAUGUGCUACUUGUCAUAUCCUCCAUGUGACUUAGUUUUCCUUUUGUACUGUUCUUAGUAUGCAUGUAGACAAAGUGCAUAUAUCAAUCAAAAGCUAAGAUUGUUGUCCAGUUUAAAAAUUGAUCUGCAUCUCCCAAUAACAUACUAAAUUGAUCCAUUGAGUAACCAAACAGAUUAGGAGGAUGCUAUGUACUCAUCUGGUAACAAGUAGGGAAGCAAUUGAAGCGAAGUACCCAUGGGUUAGGUGGCUGAAAUCAGUGAGGGUUUCUACUUUUGAUUUCUAUGUGAUCCUUAAUGGAAGUGCAGAGGUCGAGUGAGGAAGUGGGGCCAAACCUCUCACAACCAAUACCUUGCUUAUCUAAGUUUACACCUUCUCACUUGGGUGAAGUACUCGAUAGGCAGUUGGCAACUGUGAAAUUACCUACCAAUGAAUCAAGACUUCUCACUAGAGAUGGAGGAAAUACGGUACAGCAGAUUGCUAAUUUUGGAUUUUUUAAAAGUAAAAUGUGCAUUUUUCAGAGACGUUUAAACUAUGUGUAUAUUUUUAAAACAACAUUCAUUGCUUAUUGUUACUAGUUAUGUUCUUGAAAAGAAUCAAAUUUUAUAAAAGUGUGGAAGUUUUCUUUUCAAUAUUUUAAAGAACAAAAUUUGUACGUUAAGGAGGACUAGUGAUAUGUAUGUAUUCCCUACCGAUAACUUAUGCUCCAGGUAAAAUGUGACUGGCUUAAAUGUGUUUGAUCUACAAUGACUAUAUUUUUACGUUUAAAGUUGAAAACACACAACUGCCAUUUGUGCAGAUUCGUCUUGGACUAAUCUACAUAUGCCUUUUUAUAUAAUAGCUGGACUGGAGAAAGUGUAAAUGGAUUAGACACUGCUGCCAUGCAUGUAUGUGACUUCACUAUGAGAUAGUAUAAGGACCCAGUAUUUGGACAACCAGUUGCACAUUCGUAAAUUGCAACAUUCCUUGUAUGUGACUGCCCUCUAUUACUCUCGGACUGUGGCUUUGCCUACAGCUCAGCACUAAAAGUCUGAAAUGUAUAAAAAAAUUCCUGUUGUAAAGAAAAAUAGUGGUAAAAUAUUUUUGAUGUUUCUUUGUAAAUAUAAGUUAUAAGGCUCAUGCUGUAAUGUUAAAACUCCUGUAGUUUGUAUGUUGUAGAUUUCCUGGACUGCCUAGGUUGCCAGAAAGAAGCACCCUGCUGCAAUCUAGGAAGCAACCACUAGAUGGUGAAAUAUAUUUAUUUUUGUGGUCAUGUAGCUGGCGAAGUCUACACUACACUUUAUAAGGUUGUAAUGGAUAACAACAUUCUGUGCCUGUAAAAGUUUCUAUUCAGGACAUUUAAAGAACUAUCAAGGACAUUCAUCUUUUGCAGAUCUGCCCAGGCUGAUUUCCAGAAAUGAGUUUUAUAUUGCACAGUAUUUUAUACUUCCACUGAGAGUGCUUUGUUCAUCAGCCGCCCAUCAAACCAAGAGAAAUAUCAUUCUGUUACAUAGAUAUUUUAUCACGAUCAGUUUUAAUGGCACUUCUCUGAUUUGUGUAAGUAGGUACAGUAGCAAACGUUUCUCAUUAUAACAUGUCUCAGUUUUCUCAAAUUUGACAUUUUCAAUACUUCUUAUUGAGAUGAGCAGUUUGCUGCAUUAUGUAUUCUUUUCCACAUUUGCACCAUGACCUUUAGGAAGACUUCAAAACAUUUUAUUCCACAUUGAGCUAUUAGUGAGUCCAUUUUGUUCAGAGCAUUUCUGUCUUCAUAUAAUGCACAUUUCAUUGUGAUGUAACUAUCAUUUUAUUGUAGUGUUUUAAUACAUUGUGAACUAUUUUGAAAAUAAGAUGAUUACAAUGUAGUUAAUGUUUUGCACAGUUAUCAGUUGACCCAACAUAUUUAGAUUACUGUGUUACAUAUUAAUGCCCUUUUGAAACCUUCAAAAUAGUUAGAAGUGUUGAGAAUUUUGUUUAAAUGCAGAAAUAUAUGUCAUUGUGAAUUGUUAAGUCCAGCCUGCACAGGUCUGUAAUAAUGUGCCUACAGUGUUGCGCUCAGAGUCCAAGAAGUGAAAGCCCAGUACAGUGAUGAAAGCAGGCACUUUACAUGUUUCUUAUAAUCUUCAUUAUUGCCUUAUAGUGAAUUUUAUCUUAUGAUUUUGACACUUGAGUGCUGUCCAUUGUUGUGAAAGAUUCUCAGUCCAUUGCCAAUGUGAAUGAGUUCUAUGAAAAUGCAAAUCGUGUCAUUAUACUAUCUAUAACUAGAAAUAUUUGAAAUUUAUUAACUUAUUGGAAAUAAUUGCAGUGUUGGUUGUGUGAGAGACCAUUUUGUUUUUCAGAUGUAGCUACUUUUAAAGCAGUGGUACCUUGCAAUGAUUAGAGUAGGAACUUUGCUUUCGUAGAGGACAUAGCUGAUCUAAAUAUCAAAUUGUGUGCAUGAAUUGGGGGGAGAAAAGAGAACACUGUCAUUUGAAAGAAGCUAACAAAGUUCAUGAAUAUGUCGUACUCACCUGUUCUGUUUGUUCAUUGCAAAUAACACCUUUCGUUUUUGAAUGAGCAGCACAGAUGAUGGAGGGGAAUGUGUACAUGGCUUCUUGACCAUGGAUCGAUCAAAGGAAAAUCUGAAAAAGAUUUGUCUAAUAUCUGAAAUGAUUUUGAAUAAAAGUAGUAAAUAUGAAGAAAAUGCAAGAAAUGUUUCAUCCAUGAUAAUUUGUGUACAUUUGGAAUUGAGAGACUGCAGGCUGUGAAAUUUUGUCUGACAUGAAAUAAUGCAUUUUUGAAAUUGCCAUUAGUGGUAAUGUUUUCAGUAUUUGCUGACCUUAAUCACUGCUACCCUUCAAAUGAAAAUUGAGGGUGCGAGAAUGACAGUCAUAUUUGUAUGCCAGCUAAUAGCUGGUUGUGAGUGGCAGAAGUCUGGAUGAAUGUUGUUGGGGAGGGAGGUUAUAGAGAAUUGUUUUUAUAAGAACUUAACUGAGUGCAAAAUAACUGGCACUUCAAUUGUGAGAAAAUAUUUCAGGAACUCGGUGCCAUCUAUGGUGGUCAUUUGUUUCAAAAGUAAAAGUUCUCAGUUGACUUAUGGUGAUUCUCCAUUUUCAAAGAUUUCUAAGACUUUUUUUAAACCUAUUUAUUUUCAUCUGUCAAUUGUCAAAGUAACACAAAGUUGAAUGAAAGCGUAUUGGAGGUGUGGUAAAUGUUAUGCUGAGAAAUAACUUAGAUCUUGCUAUUUGACUUCUAAAAAAAAGUGCAUUACAUGAAAUACUUCUCCCUACUGAAGUUUCUGAAAGCUUCUUCAAAUUCCAGAAAUUACUAUUCAUAUCCAUCCAAAGUGAUAAAUGCAUUGUAACAUUUUAAUGUUUCGAUACAGCCAACCACAACAAUUUCUUCUAUUUCUUCUUUUGCCUAAGAUUUUUCUACGUGGCUAUUUUGUGCAUGUACUGUAAUUGCAUCCUUGACUUUCACAUGCAGGUUGCAGAAAGCUAACUACACAGUAACUGAAUACACUUGUAAAAAGUGUGGACACAUCCUGUGUGUGAAAUAGAUGUGGGUCACAACCUGUUGAUGCAGAAUAACAGCACAUGAUCAGUCUGAUUUGAUACUUAACUCAGUACCUCAGUAAUCUUGAUUCAUUAUCCAGUUUCUCUACAGUUUUCCUUUUAUAGGAAUAUGUAUAUCUAAAAUUUCUUAAUGUACUUUUGAAAUUGUUCUUGAUUCAGUUGAAAUAAUUGAAAGUAAUGUAGACUUCCCUCUCAAACUGUGACCAGAUUAGUAUUGUUUGUCUGCUGUGAAAAGCCUAUGUUUGUCAUUUUGUACUAUACAAUAAAACCUUGAUAA